Rhineura floridana is the source of this 2418-nucleotide messenger RNA. RefSeq names its product RING finger protein 39-like. Bases 663 to 1043 code for a protein of 126 amino acids. The transcript is spliced from 3 exons. Lineage: Eukaryota; Metazoa; Chordata; Lepidosauria; Squamata; Rhineuridae. The record is from RefSeq and is a predicted model, not a curated record.
UGCGUAUGGAAGGGGAUGCCGUAGAGAAGUGGCCUCUUGGUCAGUGGUAGAGCAUCUGACUUGCAUGCAGAAGGUCACAAGUUCAAUCCCCAGCAUCUCCAGGUAGGACUGGGAGAAACGCCUGCCUGGAAUCUUGGAGACUGGCCGACAGUCAGUGUAGGCAAAACUGAGCUAAAUGGACCAAUGGUCCAACUCAGUUGAAUGCAACUUCCUAUGUUCCUAUCUUGUCCUUUGCUGCAGGCAGCGAAGUGUUUUGGACUGGCCUUAGAUCCGUUCCUAGUUUGGGACAGAUCUACAAAGCUCAAGGUCAGGAACACGGGAAUCAGGAUUCCAGCCCUAGCACUUGGGAUAAAACCUCAGCUGGGCCCCAUCUGCCUCCCCUGCAGCAUUAACAGCUAUCGCUGAGCAGACUGCAAAACUUUUCGAAGAGCAACACAAACUCUCCUUCCAUACCAGAGGCAGUUCCUGCCACAAUUGUGGCACAGAGAGCCAAGUUUGCUGAGUGGAAGAACUGGCUGCUUAUGUAAGAGUUGUUUACCUGCAGCUGGAAUUGGGAGGAUGCUCCUCCCGUGUGUCCCCGCCCCCUUCUAUAAGGAACAAGGUAUUUUGCUGCUGGCGUCAAACCACAGAACGCAGCACACACCACAGGCACCUCACGCGCCAUGGAAAGCAAAGGGCUCGUGGCUGAGCUGCAGAGAGCGGCUAUCUGCCCUGUCUGCAGGGGUCACUUUAAGGACCCGGUGAUCCUGGAUUGCGAUCACAGCUACUGCCGGGCCUGCAUCACUCGCUAUUGGGAGGAGGCGGCUGCAGCUGGGAAGGGCCCCCAAGUGCUGUCUUGCCCUCAGUGCAAGAAAGUUUUUGAGAGGAAGAACCUUCGGACCAACGUCAAGCUGGCCGUGGAGGUCAAGAUCACCCAACACCUCAAUGCCAAGACAGCCCAGGUGUCCCUCGCUUCCAAGCCCAGAAGGCGCCGUGGAGGGUGGAUACCUGCGACCAGCAUCCAGGAGAGAAAGGAAGUCAUCAGAGAAGUCUGCAGAUGCUAAUGCAGUUCGGAUGCCACCUGCCAGCCAUAUUCACCUGGACAAUCCACCUGGAGCCUCUCUAUGUGGCAAUCCCUGCUCACCAAGCCUGGGGGCCCCUCAACAAAAUGGCCAAGCCAACUUUCUCCAGUUCAGGCCCGCAGCAUGGAGGCAGCUAGAUUUGGGGAGGGUGGUGGUGGUGGUGAUGGUGAAGAAGUUGAGGCUUUGGCUAAGUAUGAGGCUCUGGAUUUAGGAAUGGACCUGCAAGAGUUAAUAGACUCACCCACAGGGCUUCUUUUAAAAAGAGAGAUCUCAAGCUGUUUUGGAAGCUACAAGCUGUGGUUACAUGGUGAGGAAGAAAAAGUGCUAUGUCUGUACAGGCCAGGACCCCCUUAAUUUUGUUAUGAUCUGGAAUCAGAUUCCAGGGCUGAGCCUGCCCCUGGGUCAGAUUAAGGCCCGCCCUAUAACUGAGCCGAACAGAUCUUGGUUAGACUAAAUCGGGGAGGAGUGACUGGUUUCGCUUUUGGCCAAGUCUUCAGAACUUGCUCAACAUCCUGUGGAAAAUGUCACUUGGUUUGGAAGAAGACUUCAGCAGAAGAUGCUGGGUAAUUUCUUCUGCAGCCAUUGGGGUGUUGGUGUUGACAGAGGGUGUGGUUUUUUCACCUAACCAGACAAAACGAUGUCUGUUGCAUUACCUUCCAUUUCACCAUCUACGAUGGGGCAGAAGGGAGCUUAAUCUUGGGGAUUCAAGCAUUGUGACAACAAUACCCUUAGCUGUACUAUCUGACUCUUCCCCCAUUUCAUCACUGUGAUGCAUUUAUCAAUCUGCAAUAUCGCCUUUCACCAACCUUCUAGUUAAGGACCACUUUGUUUCUAUGUCCUUUGCAGGGUCCCUAGUACAUUACUGAAUGGCAAGAGAAAUAACCGGAUCUUCAACAUGCAUUAGUCGUGUUAAAGUGCAUUGAAGUGCACAGUGCAGUUAUUUCUUAAAUGACCAGUGGGUGGUGCUAUUUGAUCAUUUAUCUUUCUGGCUAACUUAAAAAGAGGGCUAAGUAGCAAAGAAAUGGAGAGGCCUAAUCUGUCAGUGACUCUAACCAGUCUCUAAACUUCAGCCAGGUACCACUUGAGAGGGGAAAUGUGAAGUUCUUUAUUCUUGAAUUAACAUGUUUUCUUUCCUCAAAGACCACUCCCUUUCCCACAAUACAUUAUACUGACAAUAUGCAUGAAUACAAGGGAGAGACUGUAUCAUACCACAAUUAGCACUGUGUAUUUUUUUAUUCUGUGUACUAUAUAAUAAUUUUUUCAUGUGUCAAGUUAUUUGAAUGCUUCAAUGGAAUGGACUUUUUGAUUGUAAAAUAAUGGGUAAAUAAAUUUUUAAAAAGCAUAAUUGCAAAGGAAA